Molecule: messenger RNA, 603 nt
Organism: Ogataea parapolymorpha DL-1
Lineage: Eukaryota; Fungi; Ascomycota; Pichiomycetes; Pichiales; Pichiaceae
Product: Aprataxin-like protein
Exons: 1
Coding region: 1-603 (200 amino acids)
Biological process (GO): double-strand break repair; single strand break repair
Cellular component (GO): nucleus
Molecular function (GO): mismatched DNA binding; single-stranded DNA binding; double-stranded RNA binding
Source: RefSeq, a predicted model, not a curated record
AUGUCGUUCAAGUACGAGUUUGCCAAAUACAUCAAGAACCCGGGCUCGUGUCCGGGGCUGCUCUUUCACGAUGACAACGCACUUAUCAUCAAAGACUUGUAUCCCAAGAGUCUGGUUCACUAUCUCGUGAUUCCAAUAGAGAAGACUCUCGAGAGACCUCAGGAGGCCUUUGCAGACGACGAGUUCCGGAAAAAAAUGGAGAAAUACAUCGACAAGGCGCGCGAGAUGGUGGUAUCCAACUGGCCACAGCAUUAUGCCGUCCCUGGUGGUGAAAUUUCAGACUAUAUCCAGGUGUGCUGCCAUUCUAUCCCGUCAAUGGCUAAUUUGCACAUCCAUGUGAUGACCAAGGACCUGUGCAGCGAGCGGGUGAAAAACAAAAAACACUACAACAGCUUUGCAACGCAAUUUGCGAUCCGAUGGGACGAGUUCCCGCUGGCAGCAGACGACCCGCGCUGGAAGGAGGAGUAUUGCAAGACGCUGCUCAAACAGGACCUGGUGCACGGAGGAAUAAACUACGGCAGCUCUUUCAAACGGCUGCGUGAGGAAUUGGACCGCAAACGGGCCCGCAUCGUCUACGGGAAAAAACGCAGGUCGUCGCACUAG